Molecule: messenger RNA, 434 nt
Organism: Priapulus caudatus
Lineage: Eukaryota; Metazoa; Priapulida; Priapulimorpha; Priapulimorphida; Priapulidae
Product: (DL)-glycerol-3-phosphatase 1-like
Exons: 2
Coding region: 75-434 (119 amino acids)
Molecular function (GO): phosphatase activity
Source: RefSeq, a predicted model, not a curated record
AUGCUCGUUUCCUAUGGUCCGACCACGAAUCAGACGCUCGCUGAUCGGAUGAUUGGUCAAACAUCAACGGCAAGAUGUCUGCUGCCAGUGCUUCUCAUGUUACAAACAUAACUCACGUUAUCUUUGACUUAGACGGACUUCUGCUAAACACAGAGGAUAUAUACUCGGAAGUUGCAAAUGAGCUGAUUAGAAGGUAUCAUCCUGAAAAGACGUUUUCCUGGAAUGUUAAAGUCAAGAUGAUGGGCAGAGGACCCAAUGAUGCAAUACAAAUCCUGCUAGCUGAGAUGGGUUUGCCACUUACCAUUGCUGAGUAUGCUGCAGAAUCAAGCAAAAUGUAUGAAAAGCGCUUUUCUAAAGCAAAACCUUUACCAGGUAGGAUUUCAGAUGGAAUUUAUUAUUCUGGACCUGUUUCCUUAUUUUUACAGUUUGAAUGA